Messenger RNA from Thrips palmi, 1379 nucleotides. RefSeq names its product major centromere autoantigen B-like. NCBI's taxonomy places the organism in Eukaryota, Metazoa, Arthropoda, Insecta, Thysanoptera, Thripidae. The record is from RefSeq and is a predicted model, not a curated record. The coding region runs from base 288 to 1349 and encodes 353 amino acids. The transcript is spliced from 3 exons.
GGGAAAAAAACUAUUUCACGCGGAAAAUUCCAUGACUUCGAUAAAGGAAAGCCUUAACUGCUUUUAUGGGCCAUAAACUACAAGAAAGAAUGAAAACCCUGGCUACUACGGUUCAUCUCCCAAUGCCAUGGCCGAUACACCUCUCUCUCUCCCCCUCCCCCACUGUCCACUGCUUGGAUGAUUGACGGGACGGGAGGUUAGGAACCCCACGGUCGCCACAUGUGGCCGUCAGAAACACUGAUUUUAUCAAUUGACCAACUCUCUUAAUUUGUUUUAACCACUGGCUAAUGGCUGAUGACCUAUCGCGUCGACGGAAGUUAUAUAGAAGGAAAACAAGAGAUGCAAACUUUAAACGGCGAGUGUCAGACGAAUCCUCGUCAGACUCAGAACCAGGUACUGGUAGUUAUUUUGUUCAAGACGUUUUCGUUCUAGUUUUGGCAGAGUUCAUAAUCGUGUACUUUUGUUCUGAAGAUAUUUUGACACGGGCAAACUUAAAGAGGUCACGCUUAGAUGGCAGCAGUAGUUCCACAUCUGGGAAUCAGAAUCACUCUGAGGAUGGCACUUCAAAUUCUGAUGCUGAAGUGAGCGGCUCUGGAAAUUCUGAGGAUCUGAAUGCUCAAGGUAACUUGGCUGAAGACAGAGAUGGAGAUGAAGACGGGGAUGAAGCUAGGGAAGGAGGAGAUGGAGAGGAGUCCGAUGACAGUGGAGGUUUUGGUCACAAUGUUGAAGAAAUCCCAGCUGAAGGUGGAGAUGAUCGGCAGCCAGACAACAGUGAAGAGAUGAGUGAUGAAAACGCAGGGGAAGAGAAUGUGAAUGAUGAAGAUGAUAGUUCCGAGGCCAGUGGGCAUGUUGCUUCAGAGAGUGAAAGUGAUAGUGAAACAGAGCAUAGUGAUCAAUCUAAUCAUGAAGAGCCUAUCUCAGAUGAAGAGGAUUUUGAUAAUCGUGAUAACCAACCACUUUAUGAUGGUGCUCCAAUCACAAGACUACAGAGUGCAGUUGCAAUAUUGGCGUUUGCCUUAUCUUAUAAAUUGUCGGGUGCUUGCAUUAAUGAUUUACUUGGGCUUAUUGCUUUGCACUGUCUCCCAAACAACCUAUGCUUAAAAUCACUUUAUCUGUUUAGGAAGUUUUUUGACAUGUUAGGUAGAAAAGAUUCUGUGCGUCACUAUUUUUGUUCUGGGUGUGAAGUGCCUUUAGAGACUAAGACUAGUGUUUGUGGUAAUUGCGGUGGAAGAAGUGAAGUUUCAUUUUUUCUAGAAUUUCCUUUGGCCAUGCAGCUGCAAGGCAUGUUUAGGAGACCAGAGUUUUAUGAAUCUCUUCAAUUUAGGAACAACCGUAGGAAAAAAAAAUGAAAACAAUCUUGAGGACAUGUUCGAUGGAGA